AUGGGUCCGCGCCUUCAUCGGUGCGCGCCGCUGCGCUCCCCGCCGGGCGUCCGGCGCUCCCGGCUGAAGCCGGCCGCCCGCGUGGCGCCCCAGGCCGCCUCCGCGCUGGCCUCUCAGGGCGGACCGCGGUGCGCAUCAGCCCCGCUGGCUUCUGUGCCGGUCGCCCCAGGGCCCCGCUGGGUCGCUGGCGGCGCCGGGGGCGGCCCCGCUGGGCACACCGGCGCCGCUUCGCCAGGUGGCAGUGGCAGCGCGCACAGCUGUCCGCGCACUGCCAGCGCCCCGCCCCGCGGGGUGCAAGCUAGCCAUGGCGGCGCCGCGUGCGCGCGUGGCCCCGCCGAGGCCUGGUCCACGUACUGGAGCGUGCUGGACAGUUUCUGCCAGGCUGUUGGCAAGGAAAAUGCCGACAUGAUGACAGCGCUGAGCAGGGAUAGAGGGUGUUCUGCAAGGCACCCAGACGGCGCGCCUCCGCGCGAGGUGUCGCAGGCCAUGGUCGAGGCCCGCGCUCAGGGUGCCGAUCUGCUUCGCGUAGCGGACACGGUGGUGGAAAACUGGUUCCUGAGCAAGGCAGUGCCGUCGACGCUCUCGACGUACGCAUCUCAUUUGCGCAUGAUUGCGUGGGCGUCUGAGCUCUUAGUUGAGCCCCCGCUGGGUUGUAGUGUGCAACACAUACGUAGGGUCGCUGCUGUGUGCGCAUGUGCCGCCACGCAGCGCGGGUGGCUGAGUGCGUUGGCCAUGGCGCACCAGGUGGCAGGCGUGCCCUGGCAGGGCGACCGCGACGCCAUCUUGCGCGGGGCCCGACUGGGCACCGUGAAGGGCAGGACGCCCCGCCUGCCCAGGCACCGCGUCGACAAAGCGCUUCUGAAGACUUUGUUGCGGCACGCCUUUUCGCAAGGCCGGGCGUGGUGGUGCCUCAUAGCUGUAGUCACGUACAAUUUCUUGUUGCGCAUGCCUUCGGAGCUGUUUCGCCAGUGUCGGCGGGGUUUGCUACAAGUUGCAGGCAAUCGUUUCCUUUACGGUCCCAUUCGGCGCAAGCGGCGCCAGGACUUUUGCACCGCGUUUGCCUUUUGCCUUUGCAACACGGAUGAGGCGCUCUGUCUGCACACGUGGCUCCCGUUGCUGGACGAGCAGGCCCGGGCGAGCGCCAAUCCGCCGCUGGGCGGUUUCACGCCGGCGUCGUGGACUCGAGAGUUUCGCGAACACCUGGCCACCGUAGGGGUGCCGCGGCCAGAAGAGUGGCACGGCCAUGACAUCCGGCGAGGCGCUGCCAGGGACGUGUUUGCAGCGUCUGGCGUUGAGGCCAUGCUGUCCCGUGGUGGGUGGCGUUCCCUUGCCUCCGCCCGGCCUUACGUGUCGGGCGACGAGGUGGCAGCUGACCUGCUCGCGCAGGGCGUCAUAGACGACAGUGGCCCGGAGAAUUAG
This is a messenger RNA of Prorocentrum cordatum, 1419 nucleotides long. NCBI's taxonomy places the organism in Eukaryota, Dinophyceae, Prorocentrales, Prorocentraceae. The record is from the annotation of a GenBank genome assembly.